UUGUACUUUGAGGGUGCACAAGGAAGCCACUGGUUGCAGAAAGCUCGGCAAUGGCGGCCUUCUUUUGAUUUUAGAGAGAGAGAGAGAGAGUUAGGGUUUUAGUGCAAAAAUGGAAAAAAAAAGUGGUUUGGAGAACACACUGCAAGAUGGGAAGCUCUUCAGACAGCCCAAUGCCCUCAUCGUCGCUCAUCUUCGCCACCACAAUCUCUCUCAGGCUGCGAGCGAAUGCGGUUGCUUCUGCCACAAUGACACCAUUGAACGUUGAGGCUUCUCCCAACAGGCUUCUGGAUCUUGUUGCUAAGGGAUCAUCAAAGAUUUUUUCCAAAGCACAAGGAACCGGUCAUCCAAUUCCGCGUCUAUAUGAUGUAAACACUUUCCAGUGCAUUCUUCCCGCAAGUUUCGCCGAUAUCAGUCCAAAUGGAGCCAUUAAUCAGGUUCGGUAUUCCUCAACGGGGGCCAUGUAUGUAGCAUCAUCGAAAGACAGAGCUAUCCGAUUAUGGGACGGGGUCACUGCAAAGUGCGUCGGCUCCAUUCACGGUGCCACAAGUGCAGCGUUCACCCGAGAUCAGAGAUUCAUUCUCUCGUGCAGUAAAGAUUCGACGGUGAAGAUAUGGGAAAUCGGGACGGGAAGGAUGGUGAAGGAAUUCGGUGUGAGGCGUACACAGUUGCAGUGUCAGGCUGUCUUCAACGAGACAGAAGAGUUUGUACUGUCCACAGAUGAAGCGAACAAUGAGGUUGUGGUAUGGGAUUCGGUGACGGCAGAGAAGGUGGCUGUCGAACCACAGAACAGCAGCGGUGCAACGAGGUGGAUCGAGCAUUCGCCCGAAGUCACCUGUGGCUCCAACAGAUCAGUCCGGUUCUGGAAUGGAACCAUCUAGGACAGGAACUACUGGUCAACUAGCAAAGAGCACUGCUUGACGAUGGGAGCUUUGUUUCGGCCUUUUACUGUAAUUUGUAUUUCUAAGAUGGCUAUUUGGUUAAUAACCGAAUAGUCGAACCCAAUGUAUAUGCUGUAUAAUUUUGCGAAUGAUAUGUUUUUUUUAUA
This is a messenger RNA of Tarenaya hassleriana, 1045 nucleotides long. RefSeq names its product cleavage stimulation factor subunit 50. The record is from RefSeq and is a predicted model, not a curated record. Gene Ontology annotation, molecular function: protein binding; RNA binding. Gene Ontology annotation, biological process: mRNA 3'-end processing. Lineage: Eukaryota; Viridiplantae; Streptophyta; Magnoliopsida; Brassicales; Cleomaceae. Gene Ontology annotation, cellular component: mRNA cleavage stimulating factor complex.